AUGGUGCGCUUAACCCACUCCGCCGUUUACUGGCGGCGUCGGUGCAUCAAUGACACGUCCAGCGAGGACGAAGAGAACACGCCGCCGAACAUCCAGCCCAGCCACCAGUACGACCGCGACAGCAAGCGCCGCAUCGAAGACGCCAGCGAGUCCGCCAGCGCUACGGGCACAGCAACGCCUCCGUGGCUGCCGCCAGAGAGAAGCCGCCCCAAGUCCAAGUUGGCAACGAACCCGCCGCCAAGCCAGGAGUCGACGUCUGCGCCCGUGUCGCCGCCGGUGUCCAGCCGCCCGUACGCCAGCCCCACCACGUCGUCGCCGGUGCUCCUGGAGACGCCGCCGAGAUCCCCAGCGGCGCUUCAGCCUCGCCACGAGGGCCGUCGUGCGCGUCGUGAAGCUGCCGCGCCUUACGCUCGCCGGCAGUCGGCGCCUCAGCGCGAUGCCCGACCCGUCAUCAACCCACGCGGGUCGAUGCGAGUCACUGCGGACGGAUAG
Phytophthora sojae is the source of this 492-nucleotide messenger RNA. RefSeq lists its product as hypothetical. Bases 1 to 492 code for a protein of 163 amino acids. The transcript has a single exon. Lineage: Eukaryota; Oomycota; Peronosporomycetes; Peronosporales; Peronosporaceae. The record is from RefSeq and is a predicted model, not a curated record.